Molecule: messenger RNA, 1549 nt
Organism: Cladophialophora immunda
Lineage: Eukaryota; Fungi; Ascomycota; Eurotiomycetes; Chaetothyriales; Herpotrichiellaceae
Exons: 1
Coding region: 333-1415 (360 amino acids)
Source: RefSeq, a predicted model, not a curated record
UCUCCUCCCUGCAAGCACUGGUCUCUUCAGCAAGCACUCAUCGUCAUAGGCGACACACACAGAGCUACGUACCCAGCUCCCCAGCACGUACAGCGCCUCGCCCAAAAUGAGCAGCGAUCAGCCUCGAGGCCUGACUCUAGCCCUGUUCAGGAGGAUUCCUCGAUUGGCCUCAAUCUCGCUGGGCCACACUGCGUCAGUUGUUCGAUGAUGGACACAGCACGUACACGUCUCCCCAGCGAGGGUAUAAGAACCCCAGAGGCCACGUCCUCGAGUCUCGAUCCAACACAACCUUCAAAGACAUAUCGCAAGACCAGCACUGUCUCUUAUUUACCAUGGCAUUCAUACGCUUCACUCCCCUUGCCGCUGUUCUGGCAUUCAGCCUAGCGCAUUGCGCACCCGUAGCAGAACCGCUGCUCUCCGAACUAUCGAAUACUUCUUAUGGCCCCAUUCCAGGCCAGUCCCCGCUAUACAGUACCUAUAGCGGCACGGCACCUCCGUUCCCUGGCAAUAUCACGGGUGCCAUUGUCAACACCACUGCAGGGCCUCCUGGCGAAGACGACCUCCUCUUCCAGAACCUGCUGUCUGCCGAAUGGGUCAUCUUCUCCUUCUACCAACAGGGGGUUGAGCGUUUCAACAGCACUGAUUUCAUUGAAGCCGGCUUGCCCAACACCACCUACGAGCGUAUUCAGCAGAUCCGUGACAAUGAAGCGGGCCAUCUGCGCAUCUUCCAGGAUCAAAUCUCCACCAACUCGGUCAAGCCGGGACCCUGUCAAUACGUGUAUCCCUUUGAAGACCCAAUCAGUUACAUUGCGCUCCAGACAGUCAUUGAGAUCUCCAGCAUGGCAUUCCUGACAGGUCUAGAGUUGCAAGCCAAGCUCACUUUAUCAAAGGCGGCUCUUGUUGCAAUCGCCGCAACCGAAUCACGACACAAUACGUGGUCGCUCAUUGACAACUGGAAAUCCACCCCUUUUGCCGGCCCGGCGGACACCGUGUAUCCCUACGCGAACCAGAUUCUGGACUUUACCAAUGAAUGGGUUGUCAAUGGUUCCUGCCCGCUCGAGAACCCGAUAUACCCAACGCCGCGCCAGAAUCUGCCACAAAUAACACCCGGGGCGGGCACUACGGCCAUCACCCCCGGUUCAACCAUAGUGUUCAAUUUCACUCAACCCGACAACCAACCCCACUUCACCCCUGACCAGGACUACUAUGCCGUCUUCUUCCACGGCGUCUACAAUAUCUCCGUCCCCUUUAAUACCACGACCUACAGCGCGGUGAUCCCACCACAAAUCGAACCGCUAGGAAUCAUCAUUGCUGUCGUGGCUGACGAGGAAGGUGCACCGACCAAAGAGAGUGUCCUUGCCGGAACAUUGAUCCUGCCUCAGAGUCCUGCCGCACUCGCCGCCUCAGGUGUCUGAAACCGAUAGAGAUUGUAAACUUAUAGAUGCAGAGAUUGGAAGAUACGGUGUUGGGCGUGGUCAAGAGGGCGAGGCUGCGCAUGUCCAGCUGGUGCAGGUCGCUUGGAGUUACUCUUAUCUGGAUUCACAUAGAU